AUGAUAGCAUGUGGUAGCAAAAACGGAUUUGUUCAUUUAAUGGAAGUUUCUGAGAAUAUGACUUUCAGUGCAAAGAAUGAUAAAGCGAUAUUAAAUGCUGUAAGUAAAGUGCAAGACAGCAGAGAAGACGAAUCGGCCUUGCCAUUUAUGUUGGAUCGCGAGAAUAAACGAGAAAAGAUACUUGAGGCCCUUAUUGAAUCCGCUGAAAGUGAAUUCUAUCAACUGAUCGAGGAAGAAAAUCAAAGAAGAGUUAAAGAACAAGAAGCUCAUGAUCAACAUGAAAAGCAUCGCAAGUCACCAAAAGUUGAUAAGAAAAAACAAGAAAAUGAAGAAGAUGACUGCGAGGAAUCCUUAACAGAAAAUGUCGUGAACAAAGAAGCCGCUAGAAGUCAAAAGGAGACAAAACUCAAUGGGGCUCAUCAUGAAAAUACAGAAUCAUUAAACAAACAUCAAACUUGCAUUUAUUCUGGAUUUAUCUCCAUUCUUAACUCGAUCGAAUUCUAA
This is a messenger RNA of Clunio marinus, 504 nucleotides long. Lineage: Eukaryota; Metazoa; Arthropoda; Insecta; Diptera; Chironomidae. The record is from the annotation of a GenBank genome assembly.